AGCAGUGGGGAGGGAUUGCAAGAGGGAGAGAGAGGGAGAGACUCGCAGAAGGGUAGGGAGUGCAGUGCUCUCGCUGGGAAACAGGCCAUACCCGUUAGUCGCGUCUCGAGUACCACAUCAGUGUGGCUGCAGCUACCGGGAGACCAGAGCACCGGCAGUGCGGGUGACAGAGCUGCUGAUCGCAGCGCGCUACUCUCGAGCAGACAAGCGUGCUUACAAAAGCACGGGAAGCAACGGUGGGAAAACAAAUUGCACACUUUGCAGAAGAGAAGCUGAAGAGAGUGUCAGUGAGAGAAAAGUUACCGGGUCAGCAGGAGUGGAAGCGGAGCAUCUGAGACCACUUGCCACUGGGAAGAUAUCAAGCGAGGAUCUAGAGAAAAGAUAUUUUGUCUCAAGACAUGAGUAAUACUCUGAACGGGAGCAUCAAGCAUAGCUACUUAAGCCAGACAUCAUCAGCAAGCCGAAGCAGUACAGCUCCACUCACUUCGUCACCGGACUCUUUCACACUCAAAUUACUCGGCUCAGCUGUGUGAUUUGGGGUGGAUGUAAUUUGAUUUUUAUCUGUGUCUUCUUCAUCUAUAUUUCUGCUUGGGAAGCAGUGGGGACUCGUAGGGCACUGUCCUGUCACCUCUGAGACUAUGUUAGACUGUGCAUCAGGGAGAUCGUCAUCAGCAGCAGCAGCCUUAGAGCAUGGAGAAGUCCAGCAGUGAGGAGUCAGCUAUUCAUCGUAGCCCUUCAGUAGAAAGCUGUGACUCUGAUUUCCCCCAAGCCUCCACGUCCGGCCGCCCAUUCGGUGGCCGCGGAUUCACUGCCGGUGCUUUCUACGGCUCCACGGGGCCACGUAAAAACACACAGCAGGGUCAGGCUGCAACAGCAGCAGCUGAGGCCGGCGCAGGAGACAAGAGCAACAACAAGUACAGCUCACCCAAAGGGAGCAAGUACGUGGUCUUUUACCUGGAUCUAUCCUUUGUGUUCCUUUUAGAAUUCAAGAAGUUUAACAUGGCAAGAGGCUGCCUCUGCUGUUUGAAGUAUUUGAUGUUCGUCUUCAAUCUCAUCUUCUGGUUAUGUGGCUGUGGGCUGCUGGGUGUGGGCAUCUGGCUCUCCGUGUCUCAGGGCAGCUUUGCAACCUUCUCACCCUCGUUCCCCUCCCUGUCAGCUGCCAACAUGGUUAUCGCCAUCGGCGCCACUGUCAUGGUAACAGGCUUUCUUGGUUGCCUGGGUGCCAUCAAAGAGAACAAGUGCCUGCUUCUGAGUUUUUUCAUCGUCCUGCUGAUAAUUCUCUUGACAGAGCUGAUAUUACUCAUCCUGUUCUUCGUGUACUCAGAUAAGGUGAGUGAGAAUGCGAAACAAGAUCUGAAGGACGGACUGGCUCUGUACAACUCUGAAAACAACAUCGGUCUGAGAAAUGCCUGGAACAUCAUCCAGGCAGAGUGGAAGUGCUGCGGCGUUAUAGCUUACACCGACUGGCAUGAGGCCCUGAAAGAGAAGGUCGUUCCUGACCGCUGCUGCCAGGAGCAUUACCAGAACUGUGGGCGUAACUCCACAAACAUGUUUUGGAAUCGGGGCUGCUUUGAGAAAGUAGAAGAAUGGCUUGAUGACAACAAGCACAUGCUGGGAACCAUAGGCAUGGUCAUCGUGGUUGUGCAGCUUCUGGGCAUGGCAUUCUCCAUGACGCUUUUCCAUCACAUCCACAGAACAGGGAAGAAGUACGAUGCCUAGCCUCUGGAGAAGAGGCCCAUCAAUUCCUGAAGGGAUGGAACUCUGAUUAAAUGUACCCCCUGGUCCCGCACCACCGCUGCCACUACAUUACUUUGACUCUGUUCCCAGACUCUGUGUGCAGAUUCCAUGCGUCGCCUAUCCGGGCUCUCUCCUUUCGCCACUCAUUUUUGCCAAAGAGUAACACAACUGGAAGAGGAGAAGGGACAAGUCAUUUGGCACUGAAGAGAAUCCUGUUGGUUGUCACUCCUUCCUUUUUUUUUUUUUUGUUUUAAAUCGUUUUCUUUCUUUGCUUGGAAUAACAAUUUGCUGGAGGGAAGCGCACUCAGACACUAAGACAUUUAAGACUUGCUAACACUCCCCACCCAUUGGGGAAAAGAACAAAAAAAACUCCUCCCCACCUAUUUCUUGUGGAGUAUUUGACUUUCCUUUAUGCUUACAAAAAAAAUCGACCCCCCAUUUUCGUUUGUAAAUGGAUAAAAAAAAUCCUAAAAGGCAUGCUAGUUUUCUACUUCACCGACUUACCUUCAAAUCCUUUAUCACCCUUUUUUUUUUUUCCGAAAUACUUUUUGUAUGUGUGUGAUGCUCCUGUGGAAUGUAAGUACAAUAUAGUGUGUGUUGCAUUUAACGUGAAGACAUGUCAGGAUGGCGUUUAUUAUGAUCCAUGAGUCGUAUAUUUUCCCUUUGACGAGCAUUUUGGGUAAAGUGAGGGGGAUUGAAGGAAGUUAUUAAAGGGAGAAGAAUCAUUUUGUACUAAAUUCCGCUUUAUUCUUUGGAUAACAGUAUAAAUCUGCCUGGGUAAAAACACACACACACACACACACACACACACACACACACACAAAGUAUGCUGCCACACACCAGCAUCACCACAAUUCCCAUCGAGGCAUAUAAAUUGUGUAAAAUGGUUGUUUAUUAAAGCUCCACCAGAACUGUCAGGAGAAAGAUCCUGGGUGAUGACAUUCCCCCUUUGAGAGUACAAACUAAAUUGUAGUGUACGUGUGUGUUUUAUCACAUUGUUCCACACUGCAACGGUUAGAAAAAGAAGGGUAUAAAAACAAAGAGAAUCAUGGGCACUAGAGGCAAAGACAGUAUUCAUGCUGAUAUCAUAAAUUGUGUUCAAAGAGGCGGCAAAUGGUUUCCCUUUUCAUAAUCCACUGUCACACGUGUGUCCUCCCCUCAUCAGUCUCAGAGUCGUGGGGGUAAACUCUCUUCCCCUUAAUCUUUAAAUUUCCUCACUACAAAGGAGCAUUAAGCCCCCUAAAAAAAAAAAAAACUGUAAAAUUCAUGAGGAAAAAUGUUGCUGUAGUCUUAGAAAACAAAUAUUUUUUGAGAAACAUGCUCUCAGAUAGUUUUGUUAUGUUGUGUGAGUGAAUAUCAAAAUUCCCAUCGGAACCUAAUGCAGCUAUCUGAGACCAGCAGCCAUGGCCAUAUAUUCAUCAUGUAAUACGAUUAAAUACUGUAUUUUCAGCACUAUAAGGCGCUUCGGUGUAUCAAGCGCACCUUUGGUGACUGGCAAAUUCAAUGCAUUUUAAAACUGUUUUCACAUAUUGGGCGCACCGCAUUAUAAAGCUCAUGGAAGCUACAGUAGUACACUAUUCAUAUAGCCCAUUCAUAUACAGUAUAAGGCAUAUAGGAUUAUAAGGCGCACUGUCGGUGUUUGAGAAAAUGGAAUGCUUUUCGGUGUGCCUUAUUGUGCGGAAAAUACACUAAUUGUUAUAAGCAAACCCAACAAAAGAGUGAAUUUCCUCCCAUUGCCUAAAUGAGUCCCUUUUGUCAGAUAUUACACCAGAUGAUCUUCCCACUCAUGACACACCUCUGGUUUUUCGACCACUCCUAUUCCCAUGCCUUUUGCUUCCCGGCAGCCAGAGGACAGCGUGGUGGGAGUCUAGGUCGAUCAAAGCUGAGAUGGAUAGCUUUGGCAACGUGCCCUAAAGGAAACAUCUAUUUGGGACUGUUGAUCACACAUUCCCAAGAAGCUUGAGAAUCAAUUUGCUUCCUCAAUCACUAAAAAUACUUGGGAUGGUUUCGAUAUGUUUUGGUAUGGGGACUUGAAUGGAAAUGGCCCCAGGUGGGAAGCACGUGAAACAUCAUUCCAUCAGUAUGGCUCAGUUUAUUUCAAUUUGGUUUUGUACUUUUUUCCCCCUAUCUCAACUGUCAAACAGGAAAUGAGCAAUCUGGAGUGUACCGUAUUUCACACCUGACCAUCGAGGUGCCAGGUGCCGUGAACCUCGCUAACAUCCGGUGAAAAUGUCGACGGCGCUACUUUGACGGGCUGGCAUUUAUUAUUAUGCUACUUAAAUUAGGCCAGCAUCUGUACAAUCAUGGGCAGACAGCUUGAAAAGAUGUUAUUAACACUUUUUUUCCCUCGAGAUGGAACAUAAUUUGUACUCCAAAAUAGGACCGUGUAGCGACAGCAACAUCUGGAAAUUUUCUUGAGAUUCCCUCAUCAAAAUAUUACUUUAUGGCUGUUUUUCUUUAUUUAAAGUGGAUAAUCUUAAUUGUACUGAGCAAUUUUUUAAAUCUUGUUAUCAAUGUUUAGCAUCUUGAGGGUUUUGUUGGUUUGUUUGUUUGUUUGUUUGUUUGUUUUUUGGGGGGGGCAAGUACAAAUCCUACUGGCACUCAGUAAGGCUUACUGGAAAUCAGUGAGCAAAAUUUCUUUGCUGUUGUCAUUCUGCAGUUCCAAUAUGUCAUAAUAUUUCAAAUAGAAAUGCAUCUAUCAUUUUUACGAUUUGAAUCGUUUGUAUUUCGACAGUGUUGCGAUAAAGUCACAUAAAAACACUGCAACAUUA
This is a messenger RNA of Hippocampus comes (tiger tail seahorse), 4508 nucleotides long. RefSeq names its product tetraspanin 9a (gene tspan9a). The record is from RefSeq and is a predicted model, not a curated record. NCBI's taxonomy places the organism in Eukaryota, Metazoa, Chordata, Actinopteri, Syngnathiformes, Syngnathidae. The coding region runs from base 691 to 1719 and encodes 342 amino acids. The transcript is spliced from 7 exons. Gene Ontology annotation, cellular component: plasma membrane.